Labrus mixtus (cuckoo wrasse) is the source of this 5615-nucleotide messenger RNA. RefSeq names its product synaptotagmin-like 2a (gene sytl2a). The coding region runs from base 669 to 5030 and encodes 1453 amino acids. Gene Ontology annotation, cellular component: plasma membrane; exocytic vesicle. The transcript has 18 exons. The record is from RefSeq and is a predicted model, not a curated record. Gene Ontology annotation, molecular function: neurexin family protein binding; small GTPase binding. Lineage: Eukaryota; Metazoa; Chordata; Actinopteri; Labriformes; Labridae. Gene Ontology annotation, biological process: intracellular protein transport; exocytosis.
CUUCUCUUUGCAUGACAUCCUCUGUAUGUUGUGACAUUGGUAUUUAAAGCUUGAGCGCUGGCUCACUCAUUAAGGACUCAAGACAAAAGGGACAAAAUAGGCUUAUCUCUGCAGUUAUUUUCUGAUUUUUCAAAUGCAACCUACUUAAGGGCAUAAAAACAAUUCAGUUGACCAAAGUCAUGUGAAAACUCAAAAUAUUGUGUUCAUAUGUAAAGAACCUCCCAGUGUAAACUGAUGGCAUAACCUUUUAAAAGUGCCAACUUUAUAUAUAUGCAGUUUCCUAUUUCCUCUCUAAGAAACAAUAUGGUUGUCUUAUUAUGUAUUACAAUACUGAAAUCCAUAUUAUCCACUGAAAUCUUGUUUUAACUCAGAUCACCAGCCAGCCAGGCUGGGCUAAACAGGAUAGUUUGAUUGGUCUAGAAGGAUCAAACAUGGCUGCAGAAAUCCUCUCCUGAAGCAAACACACUGAAAAGCAGCAGAGCCCAAGAAGACUAUACAUAACAAGGCGUGUCAGGAGUGUCUCAGUAUGAAUGUUUCAUGUGAUGAAUAAAGCACAGCUCAGUUACUGUAAACCACUGAAUUUGACCUGACCUGGGAGGAACAGUAUGCAGCUGUAAUUAUGAUAAACCUUUAGACACAGAUUCAAAGCAGACGACGCAGCAGUCAUCAUGAUCGAUCUGAGUUUUCUGACCGAGGAGGAGCAGGAGACCAUCCUCGCUGUGUUGAGAAGAGACGCUGAGCUGAAGACAGCUGAGGAGAAGCGUGUCCAGAGCCUACAGAGGACUGUGAAUGAUAGGGACCAGCUGAAGAACAUGACUGGAGAAUGGUUCUAUGAGACCAAGCAGCUUCGCCAUCACGACCGCAUCCACGGCGCUGACAUCAUCAGAGCGUCCAUGAGACACACACAUAAACCACUGACCAUACGGGAGCGCUCACAUAUACGGGAGGAGAAGCCCAGUUUUGUCAGCAGCAGGAAUAAAGAAGUGUUCAUCCCACCUGUACUCCGUGGGGUCCUUCAGGAGCCUCACAUAGAGCUCAGCACUGAAAGGUAUGAAUUCAAGAGGCUGUCUCAAAUACCAGAACAUGAACCCAAACUGGUUUCAGUGUCACCCAUAAAGGAAAGAAUAAAUCCAUUCAAUAGUGAAGUCAAAGCAAGUAACAUUUCAGAAGAAAAGGAUGAAGAUCAAACCCGGUUACAGGAUGAAGAGCCUUUUCCAUCAUCUGACAGCUGCACAUCUCCUAUUCAUGACCUUCAACAGGACCCCGAUGAUAGCCAGGUUACCCACUUAUCAUUUACGGUUCCACCGAGUGAACACAGAGCAGACAGCCCCUCUUCUGAGGAAAGUUUUGUGGAGAUAGAUGGCGGAGUUGGGCAAAUGACCUCUGCUGCUCCACGUAGCAUCCUCAAGCACUUGUCGCCAUCUAGCUCCUCAGAUUCCUUGUUCCCUCGCUUGGACCCACAAAGUACCUUUAGCCCAGAUUCUCCCUCUGAGAGCUGGAUGGACAGGAAGCAGGUUAGGUUCAGCUCCAUGAUCGCUCGAAGUGGACUGGAUCGGCAAGAUGGAAAGGAGCUGGGGGAGCACGGUCUGCUGGAUGUGGAUUUCACCGCUCCUGCCGAGGACCAAUGUAACAUCAAAGACAGCACAGAUUCAGACACACACAGACUGAGUGACAAAAGUCACAUUGAUUCUGAGGAGGAAGAACUUACUGGCAAAAAUGAGUCAUCCAUUAUCCAAGUGCAAACAGCUGCUCAACAUGAUGUCCUAGGUGAUGGCUCUGGGAAUUAUUAUCUGGAACUGCUCUGCUCUGCUGAGUGUGACCCUCCUCUUGCCAAGCUCGAGUCAGGUAAGCCUGUUCACUCAGAGAUAGUACCUCAAGAGGACCUGGACUUUCAGGCUACAACGACAGACUGGCCUGAUGUUACUGUUGAGUCCAGCUCAGACUCCAUGUCCCCGGAGCCUGAACAAACACUUCUCAGAGAAGAAGAGGAAGGUGCUGAAGAGCAGACUCCACUGAAAGAAGAGGUGGAGAUAUCUCAGGAGGAGGAAACAGACAGUAACCAUAUCAUCUUCCAAAGUGCUCCAGAUACCAUCGAGGACAAAUGUGUAGAACAGCAGACUGAACUCUCUAAGCUGACAGAGGUCAAAACACUCCAACUUACUACGAUGCAGAACACUCCCUUCAAAGAAACACUUAUCUCAGUGGAAACUGAUCCAGAGAGUCCAUCCAAUCUGAAAGCUUCCGGGGAGAUGGAAAACAUGAUUUCCGCUAGUGAAGAGGCAGGGCACAAAGACAUCAUUAAGACAGAAAUGAAACCUGCCCUUUGCCGUCACACUGACUCUGAUGUGGAGAGCAGGAACAAUAAUAUCUUGCCUGAAAUUGAAACUACAGUUGAACAUACUGCUAGCACAUCCCAAAACCAGAGUUCAUCCCCACAGACUGACUGUAGCCUCUUCGUAGUUUUAUCUAAAGAAGAUGGCACAUAUAGAGCAAAUCCAGUCGUCAUCUAUGAAGAGACAGACGACAGUUCAACAGGUUCCACAAGAGAGCCAGAGACUUCUGAGAAACAGGAAAACAUCACCACGGCUGAACCUCCCUCUGUACCUUUAAACAGCCAAAAGCAGGAGGGAGAGAGUUUAGAUCCCCUUCCCAGACAGUCCAGUCCCACUCCUCAAGAGGACAGGCGAGCAAAGAUAAGUGAUCUCAAGAACUUUUGGGAAAAAGAAGUCACAAAGUCCAGGGAAAUGGCUGUAAUCGCCUCGAGCAGGUCAUUUCGUAACAAAGUGGUGUCCCCUGAGUCAGAUGUUAGAACAGUCUUAUGCAGCAGGGAGAAGUUAGAGGGAGUGGGACAAACCAAGUCUAAUACUCUCUUGAAAUCAUUAAACGUGACAGAAAAGGGUUUUGUUAGUCAGUGCAUGGACAAGACACUGCUGAGGGAUGCUGAGGAUCUACCAUCAGCAAGUCACCAAAGCAGAGUCCAGGCUGAUCCAGAGGCUCAAACCAAGCCCCUCAGUCCAAGGAGAUCGCUAAGUCCUAGAGCAAAUGACCAAGAUGAAGAAACCAGGAGAAGUCCAUCCAAGACGUGCCACCCAAGGGUCCUGCCAAAAGAAACCUCUGGUCCAAAGAGUCCAAGACCGGAAGCCUCUCCCUUAAAAACCUUUCCAAUAGACAUAGAGCCCCAAAGCAAGCAUGUUGAAGAGCAAAGGAAGCCAACACCAGUGCCAAGAGAGAGGAAGAGUCCUUCCCAUGAGGCAAGGCAGACAGAAACUAAAUCUAGCUCAGACAUCAUGAUUAGCAAUGUAAAUAUUCCACAAAGUGCUUCAAACACCUCGUCUCCACAACACAAGAAGACCCCAGAAAAAAAGCUUGGGACCCUGACACGCCUUGCCAGAUCCAUCCUCCCCCAGGAUUAUCAGCAUUACCUCGGGCCACAAGAGAAGGCCUAUGUCCCCCCUUUUAGCCAAGACAGUGAUGCUUUACACAGUCCACAAAAAAACAUCAGAAACUCUUUGGAGAACCUGAGGCACAGUCCCAUAAAGGCUAGUCCUCUCAGAAAGAAAGAUGGAGGCUCCAGCCAGGACAUAACAACCAGUGCUUGGUCUCUUUCCCGACCAAGUUCAGGCAGUUGUGAUGAGACUCCUAGUACCAUCAUGACAUCUCUUAAAGAACUAUCUUCAAAGAUCAAGUCCUCAUCAAAAAGUCUGGAAAAUCUCACCUCAAAAACAAAAAAAGCGAGGAACCAUGAUAACCCAAAAGAAUCAACAAAUCAAAGUGUGGAUGAUGUUUCUUCUCUCCCAUCAUCGUCUAACUCAAAGCAGUUGAAAAGCAGUGUAUCUGUGCCUGUUCUUCAGCAGGACGAGACAGACAGUGACAGCACUUUUGAGACCAACUUGGGCUUGAGAAGAAACACGGGCAGCUCCACGUCUAACUUAAGUCUGUCCUCUGGAUUGGCCUCCAUGUCUUCUGUCAGCGGCAGCAUUGGCAGCAUUUACCCUGCAGACUUUGGUGACAUUGAAGUCCAGGGAAGCAUUCAGUUUGCUGUGAACUACAUCCAGAAGCUUGGGGAGUUUCACAUCUUCGUGGUGCACUGCAGGGAUCUGGCUGCGGCAGACACCAAGAAGAACCGCUCAGACCCGUAUGUCAAAUGUUACCUCCUUCCUGACAAGACCAAACUGGGAAAGAGAAAAACUGCUGUAAAAAAAAGAACUCUGAACCCUGACUACAAUGAAAUCCUCAGGUUUAAAAUCCCGAUGGAGGAGCUGAAGAGUCAGAUUAUAAACAUCUCGGUGUGGCAUAAUGACACUUUUGGGCGCAACAGUUUCCUGGGUGACGUGGACCUGGAUCUUUCAGAGUGGGACUUCAGCAACACACAUAUAAAUGAAUAUGCAUUAAAAGCUGGGGUGUCAUCACAAAUUACAACACAGACUCCCUCACAUCUGGCAGACAGCAGAGGACAGAUGAGAGUGGCCCUGAGAUUCCUGCCACUGACGUCCCAGAGUGAGCCGUUCAAUCUAAAGUUUAUAUCAAUGCUUUUCUUUCAGGGAAGUCACAGUUUGUGUUUGACUUUAUCCACAGGUCAGAGCAGGAUGGAAACUAGUGAGGUGCAGAUUUGGGUGAAAGACUGCAAGAAUCUUCCUCCAGUUAGAGGAGUUGUUAUCGACCCGUUUGUGAAAUGCACUGUGCUUCCUGACACGAGUCGAAAAAGCAGACAGAAGACGCGGGUUGUGAAGAGGACAGCAAACCCAAUGUUUAACCACACCAUGGUGUAUGACGGCUUCCGCCCAGAGGACCUGAGAGAGGCCUGUGUGGAGAUCACAGUGUGGGAUCACGACCGACUCAACAACCAUUACAUCGGCGGAGUGAGGCUGGGGCUAGGGACAGGGAAGAGUUACGGGGUGGAAGUGGGUUGGAUGGACUCAACGGCGGAUGAAGCGACCUUAUGGCAAAGGAUGUUACAGGCUGACGGGGAGUGGGUGGAGGAUGUUUUUCCUUUGAGAAUGUUGGUGAUGGCAAAAAGCAUGUUGAAGUGAUAUUUUACAGAAUGAGCUGGAAAAUGUUUGAAAACUUUAUGGGGGCACAGUGCAUGUACAUAUGGACGCACUUAGAAAUGUGUAAUCAGCAGCUUUAAUGAGACAUAUGUGUGUAUCUGUGUUCACAUAGUGCCUACAGUAGGUGUAGUGUAACCACAUGUUGAAUGUGUUAUGUCAAAAGUUACAUAUAUUUGAAACAUACAAUUAAAAUCUCAGCUGUAAAUGAACAGUAUUUUAUGAUCUGUAGAUAUGUUUGAUCAGAUAAUAAUAAUGAUAUAAUGUGAUCACUGUAUCAAAUCUUCAAUAAACAGGAUAUUAAUUUGACUAAUAACUUAACUUGGUGUGAUUCUUUUAUUACAUUUAACGUGUUUCCCUUGUGUGAUAGAACCAUAGACUGUAAAUAUUAGAACUCAAUACUUAAGUGCAACAGAUUUAGAUUACAAAAAAGGAUCCUUCAAAUGAGAAAAAGCACUUUAGUAAUGUCAAUAUUAUUCUCAAUAUUUAAAGAUCAUGGGAGAAACUUUUUAGAGUUUGGAGCCCCCUGUUAAAAAAAUGGUAUGUUUUUGCUGAUCUUGUCCUGUAAAU